AUGGCAGGCAAUGAGCCAUUAUACAUGGGAUUCGAUCUCAGCACACAGCAACUCAAAGGUUUGUUCCGCCGUCAUACACGCUCGAGAUCUCAACAGCUGACGACUCCAGGCAUUGUUGUGGACUCGAAGCUGAAGCUGAUUCACGAAGCCAAAGUCGACUUCGAUAAGGACUUGGGGAAAUAUGGCAUCGAGAAAGGUGUUCUUACCAACCCCGCRGAAGGCGAAGUCUUCGCGCCGCCAUCCAUGUGGUUGGAUGCUGUAGACCUGGUUCUUGGUCGAUUGAAGGAUGCUGGACUCGAUUUUGGUCGAGUGAAGGGUGUUUCUGGUGCUGGCAUGCAGCACGGCACAGUGUUCYGGUCCAGGGACGCUGAGAAGCUACUUUCAAGCCUUGAUUCGAGCAAGCCUUUGGCCAGUCAGCUAGAUGGUGGGACCACAGGAAAGGGAGCUUUCGCUCACCCGAUGAGUCCCAACUGGCAAGAUGCAAGCACACAAAAGCAGUGUGACCUCUUCGACGUCGAGCUUGGAGAUCCGGAGACCUUGGCCAAAGUGACGGGCUCAAAGGCACAUCAUCGAUUCAGUGGCCCGCAAAUCCUUCGUUACAGGACCAAGUAUCCGUCCCACUAUGAGGAAACGGCGAGAAUAUCACUGGUCUCGUCAUUUCUCGCAUCCGUCCUCCUUGGUAAAAUUGCUCCCAUCGAUAUCAGUGAUGUCACGGGUAUGAACCUAUUCGACAUUGAGAAAGGAGAGUGGGAUGACACCCUGUUGGCUCUUGCCGCUGGUGGCGAUGCCGGCGGUUUGAAAAAGAAGCUCGGCGAGGUCUCGAAGGAUGGAGGAAAGUCAUUCGGCAACAUCAGCGAUUACUUUGUUGGACGAUAUGGCUUCUCUAAGGAGUGCGAGAUCCUUCCCUUCACAGGAGACAACCCUUCAACCAUUUUGGCUUUACCACUCCGCGCGGACGAUGCCAUGGUCUCGCUAGGCACAAGCACGACGUUCCUGAUGAGCACAAAGCAGUACAAGCCAGAUCCCGCGUACCAUUUUAUGAAUCACCCAACGACGCCAGGCCUAUUCAUGUUCAUGCUGUGCUACAAGAACGGAGGCCUCGCCAGGGAACAGAUCAGAGAUAAGCUAAAUGGCAACGACUCCGGUGACUGGGACAAGUUCAACGCCACUGCUGUCUCUACAUCGCCACUUUCACAAGAAACGAACAAUUCCAUGCGCCUUGGAUUGUAUUUCCCGCGGCCUGAGAUCGUUCCAAACCUCCAUGCAGGCCAGUGGCGAUACGAUUACGACCCACAGUCAGGAGACUUGAGGUCAGCGUCCACGGAUUUCGCUGAGUCGGAUGCACGCAAUAUCAUCGAGAGCCAGUUCCUUUCCUUGCGACUACGCUCACAUAACCUCGUCAAGCCGGAGAAAGAUGUCAAAACUGGCGAGGUCCUACCAGCACAACCAAGACGAGUCUACCUCGUAGGUGGCGGGUCUGCGAACCCGGCGAUCGCCAAAAUUGCUGGUGAGGUACUAGGUUCUGUCGAGGGAGUGUACAAGCUUGAUAUCGGUGGUAAUGCUUGUGCACUAGGAGCCGCGUACAAGGCGGUCUGGGGCUGUGAGCGAAAGUCUGGUCAGACGUUCGAGGAUUUAAUCGGCAGUCGCUGGGAUGAGGCUAGCUUCGUCAAGAAGGUGGCUGACGGGUACACUAAGGGUGUAUUCGAGAAGUACGGAGAGGCUGUACAAGGCUUCGAGAAGAUGGAGAAGCUGGUCCUUAAACAGGAAGGAGAGCUGAAGGAACAAGUGGGAGGGGGUUUGAUGUAUGCGCCUGAUGAGUAG
Ramularia collo-cygni is the source of this 1821-nucleotide messenger RNA. RefSeq names its product probable Probable D-xylulose kinase A. Gene Ontology annotation, biological process: xylulose metabolic process; D-xylose metabolic process. The record is from RefSeq and is a predicted model, not a curated record. Gene Ontology annotation, molecular function: D-xylulokinase activity. The transcript is spliced from 4 exons. NCBI's taxonomy places the organism in Eukaryota, Fungi, Ascomycota, Dothideomycetes, Mycosphaerellales, Mycosphaerellaceae. Bases 1 to 1821 code for a protein of 606 amino acids. Gene Ontology annotation, cellular component: cytosol.